Messenger RNA from Dibothriocephalus latus, 927 nucleotides. The record is from the annotation of a GenBank genome assembly. Lineage: Eukaryota; Metazoa; Platyhelminthes; Cestoda; Diphyllobothriidea; Diphyllobothriidae.
AUGAGUGAUCUCUGUCAAUCGUGGGUAUCCAAACGGUAUUUGCACGGCAAAGGCAUCGUCUGUGCAUUGCCCGAACAGCAGAGAACGCGGAAGAUGGUCUCCCUUAGCGGUGCCUUUCAGUCCAGUCCAACGGACACGCCCACCACGGGAAGCAACAAGAGCAGCUAUGCCCUGGAUAUUAGUGGUCUAAGGCCAAGGCAUAGCAGUGACCGCGGCUCCCUGGCCGAGGCGCCCCCAUCUUACCAUACUUCAAUUGUUAACCGUGUUUUUUCGCGGCGCCGCACAAUAGACGACCUGAACCGAAUUGUCCUUCAAAAGAUCCCAAUCAGUGACUAUUUCAGUGAAUUUGAGAAAGAUGUCCUUCUGUCUACGUGGGCAGUGCUGAGUGAGGAGGCUGACAGGCAUGCGACCGCCGUUUUCAAUUUAGCCUGCCAAAUGUUUCCAGGUUUAAGAAAUAUUUUUGGAAUCUCCUGUGAAAAUGACGACCAAGAUUGCUGCGAAAGUGAGGUAGGCAAGCGGCAUCGCGAUGCCUACAUGAACAUGAUUAACGACGCAAUCGAGUGCUUGGAAUAUCCCAGAGAGGAUUUCUAUGACGACCUGCUUGUCGCUGGAGCGCACUAUGCAACCAUUCCGGGAAUGAAAACCGAAUACUUUAAGGUCAUAAAGCGGGCCACCCUCGUCACAUGGAACGCCCUCCUGGGCGAAGAGUUCACGGAGGACGUAAAACAGUCCUGGCAGUCCCUGCUGGAUUACAUCAUUACGGUAAUAUCUGAGGGUUGCCGUAUCUACGAACAGGAGGAAGAACGUGCUCUGCUGGACGCCUCGCCACAGCUAAGUGAGACCCUGUUGAGAGCGUUGCGGGCGCGCCCCAGCGUGGUCAGCAUGACUGAGGAGGAAUGGAAGUUGUUCCAUUCGCUUUGCAGAUGA